UUAACAUCAUAUGUCAAAUCAGAAUUUUAGGUUGGGUUAGAAUUGUCAUUUGCAAAUAAAAAUGGAAUUGAGAGAUAUAAACUAUAAUAAAAGCGAUUUUGUGGAAACCGCCUCUGGCAAUAAAGUGUGUCGACAAACUGUUCUAUGUGGCUCACAAAAUAUUGUUUUGCAAGGUAAAGUUAUCGUUCAAAGCGAGGCAAUUAUUAGAGGGGACCUUGCAAAUGUUAAAACAGGCAGAUAUUGUAUAAUAAGUAGGGAAGCAGUUUUAAGACCACCUUACAAAAAAUUUAGCAAAGGGGUUGCAUUUUUUCCUCUCAGCAUGGGGGAUAAUGUAUUUGUUGGUGAGAGAUCUGUAGUUAAUGCAUCUCAAGUUGGAUCUUAUGUUUACAUAGGAAAAAAUUGUGUUAUUGGUCGUAGAUGUGUUUUAAAAGAUUGUUGUUUUAUUGAAGACAAUACAAUUUUGGCACCUGAAACUGUAGUGCCUCCUUUCACAAGAGUCAGUGGCUCACCUGGUGUUGCUGUAGGUGAUUUACCAGAAUGUCAAGCUGAUCUAAUGGUAGAUUUUACAAGAGGGUACUAUCAGCAUUUCCAACCUAAUAAGCUAAUUUAAUAUCCAAUCUGCUUUUUAUUUAUAGCUUUAACAAAUUUUAUAAAUAUAAAUUAUUAAACUGUA
Messenger RNA from Aethina tumida (small hive beetle), 673 nucleotides. It is a transcript of the gene DCTN5-p25, whose product is annotated as dynactin subunit 5. The transcript has 4 exons. NCBI's taxonomy places the organism in Eukaryota, Metazoa, Arthropoda, Insecta, Coleoptera, Nitidulidae. Bases 62 to 610 code for a protein of 182 amino acids. The record is from RefSeq and is a predicted model, not a curated record.